ACGUGCACCGUUUACGCUUUGAGUGGGCCGCUCAUUUGUCAUGGGAAGAGCCGCGAUAGUAAGUCGCGACUAUCGACGGAUAUAAGGAAACCGAAGGAAGCUCAACCCCUUGUCUGAGCGGAGGAGCUUGAAUGUUUUCUUUGUCCUCUGACCGAUACGUUUGAUCCCUACUUGUCACAUAUAAUAUACGCCUAGAACCAACCACCCUAUCUUAAUUACAUUGUUUACGCAUUGCCAGGCAAUCCACGUUGGAACAAUCUCGAAAUCGUAGUAAUAUCGAACAAUACUCAACAUGUUGUCGAAAUCCCUCCUAGCGCUGGCGGCGUCGAUGUCGGGCGCACUCGCUGCAACACCCGCUGGGUUCGAGCCCGGAAGUGAGACGGGUCUUCUCGUGACUUUUGGAGAUGUCGAGGCUCUCGACGGCGCGGUAGUCGCAAAAGACAUCACACAGACAGCGCCUACACUUGCGACGCAGAGCAAGCUUGAUGGAACCUCGUUCGCUGUCAUUAUGAUCGAUCUUGAUAUCCCAACUGACAAUCCACCCGAAACCAAUACACUACUACAUUGGAUGCAGACAGGUCUCACCCAGAGCCCCUCGGCCGAGACCACGGGCUCUACCAGUGCCUUUGUGUUUUCAGUACCGCAGGACGUGGCCGCUUUUGCCGACUAUCUCGGUCCGGCGCCGCCCGCCCGGAUCCCAUUGUCUCAUCGGUACACCGAGAUCAUAGUCGAUACGUCAGACGUCUCGCAGGAAGCGUUAUCCACCCUCGAGACCGCGGCAGCGAAUCGACUGGGGUUCAAUGCCCUGGACGUCUUGACAUCGGCUGGAUUGGCAGACAAAGUCGUCGCAGGAAAUUUCUUCAACGUGACGAAUCAAGAUGCAACGGCAACAAACGGUACAGCAAGCGGCGGAAAUGGGACCAACACUGGAGGCUCGCCUUCGCAGAGCCCGAUCGUAGGUGCUGCAGUGUCGCAGCGCGCGAGCACAUCGCUGUUGGCUGUUGUGUUGGCUGGCGUUGCAUUUUUUGCCCUAUAACGUUUUAUCGCUGCCCUUGUGACUCGGACAUCUUUUUACUCUCUGCCCAGAAGCGUGAUCAAUAAAACCACCUACUACGUUCUUCAUUCUGUCCAAAUGUCUUCGUGUUUCCGAGAUGAGUGACCGGUCAUAGGACAUUAUUCGGCUACAGCGUUGCGGUGUUGUUUGAAGCUGGGCCGACCACAAACCUAGGAUUGGUAGAACUCCCUCUAGCGUAGGCUCCCGAU
Xylaria bambusicola is the source of this 1263-nucleotide messenger RNA. Its product is annotated as phosphatidylethanolamine-binding protein. The record is from RefSeq and is a predicted model, not a curated record. NCBI's taxonomy places the organism in Eukaryota, Fungi, Ascomycota, Sordariomycetes, Xylariales, Xylariaceae. The transcript is spliced from 3 exons. The coding region runs from base 293 to 1036 and encodes 247 amino acids. Gene Ontology annotation, molecular function: phospholipid binding; peptidase inhibitor activity. Gene Ontology annotation, biological process: regulation of Ras protein signal transduction; regulation of proteolysis.